ACCAACUCGGACGCGAACGAAACCCCACGACCCCUCUACCCCCCGCACUCGUACACACUCCACACCACACUUCGCAGCGACUCUCAUCUAUUCAGCAUGAGCGGCUUCCAAGACGUCCGCGAUGUCAUGGACAUCACCGGUCCUGUCGAGGGCCUUCCGCGCCCACCACCGGCAAAGAAACAGAAGACAGUGGAAAAGCGACCAGACGGUAUCACUCGCGAGCUGUUCGCGCUCCUGGGAGAGAACCCACCUCCAGUUGCCAUCGUCGAGAAUAAGUUCAAAGAGAAGCCGCGGUGGAUGGGAAAGGCGAAUCCAUGGGUGUGGAAAGGCUUCCAGAAUCCUGCUCGCGGCGACGACCUGGUGCUCCACCACUGGGAGCGCAAAUCCGACAGCCCGGGCGACGUCGUUUACAAGUUCAGCAAGUUCAAUGUUAAGGUCGACGUGCCCGAGUACACCAAUGGCGAAUACGAGGUUCUCAAGAACGACGAUUGGACGAAGGACGAGACUGACUACCUCUUCGCGCUGUGCCGCGAGUACGACCUGCGCUUCCCGAUCAUCUGGGAUCGCUACGAGUGGCCGGAUAAGAAGCGCAGCCAGGAAGAUCUAAAGGCGAGGUACUACUUGGUCUGUCGCGUAUUGAUGGAACUGCGGACUCCCAUGGGGCAAAUGACGCCCGAGGAGAUCAGCACAUUCAACCUCAUGAAUUUCGACAAGGAGCGGGAAGUGAUGCGCAAGGCGAUGGCUGAGCGACAGUUCAACAAGACUGAGGAGGAGUUCAAGGAGGAAGAGAUGUUGUUGGCGGAGCUCAAGAGGAUCGUUGGCAAUCAGGAACGCAUGUUCGAGGAGCGCCGGGAUCUUUUCCAGCGCCUCAACUUCCCGCCGACGACCGGAUCCAUCGCGCCAUAUACCGGCAGCCAGGGCCUCACGCACCUGCGCGAUCUGAUGCUCUCGAGCUCGGACAAGAACAAAAAGAGGAAGUCGAUCGCAUUGGGACAGGCCAAUGGCGCCGGCGGCAACAGCGCAGAGACUGCUCAACCGACUCCGACAUCUGCCAACUCAAUUGACAGGAGCGCUAUCGGCGGCGGCGGCGCCGGUGGCAGUGGACCGGGAAACACCAAGGAGCGGGAAAGUAAAGAAGUCAAGCGCAGAAAGCUGUCGAAAGAAGAAGAGGCCAUGUACGGAGUUUCCAACCACGACAAACUGGCGUCGGGCGUCAAGCUGCGCUCGGGCAUGGUCGCCAGCAACGUCAAGGGAGCGACCGCCACCAAGGUCGCGAACGCGCUAGCGCAGAUGGGCAUCGGCAAUCUGACGAUGCCCACGGCCAAAACGGUGCAGAAGUACGAGCAGCUUCAGAGCUCGGUGGGUGUGCUCCUCGAUACAAGGAAGCUCGUGGAUAAAAUGGAGCAGGAGGCGCGGGUCCUCAAGGCUCAGCUGGAACUCAGGGAGAACUGAGAAGGGUAUUCGUUCCUCUACUUGGCGUUGGUUCUUUUUGGUCUGUGGUUGUCUUUGUGAUUGGGGUGGAAACGUAUCUUCAAAUCUCUUGCUUCGGUGUUGUUCCUCUCGAGUAUUUUUUUAGUUUUUUUUUCUUUUCGAAUUUCUUGUGUUGGGAUCACGUAAUAUCACCAUCACCAUCACUCUUUUUCUUCUUCUUUUCUUCUUCAUCUUCUUCAUCUUCUUCAUCUUCUU
This is a messenger RNA of Tricharina praecox, 1686 nucleotides long. RefSeq lists its product as uncharacterized. Gene Ontology annotation, biological process: negative regulation of transcription by RNA polymerase II; DNA repair; chromatin remodeling. Gene Ontology annotation, molecular function: transcription corepressor activity. Lineage: Eukaryota; Fungi; Ascomycota; Pezizomycetes; Pezizales; Pyronemataceae. The record is from RefSeq and is a predicted model, not a curated record. Gene Ontology annotation, cellular component: NuA4 histone acetyltransferase complex; Swr1 complex. The transcript is spliced from 3 exons. The coding region runs from base 97 to 1452 and encodes 451 amino acids.